Messenger RNA from Sitophilus oryzae (rice weevil), 2342 nucleotides. It is a transcript of the gene Noc2, whose product is annotated as nucleolar complex protein 2 homolog. Gene Ontology annotation, biological process: ribosomal large subunit biogenesis; negative regulation of transcription by RNA polymerase II. NCBI's taxonomy places the organism in Eukaryota, Metazoa, Arthropoda, Insecta, Coleoptera, Curculionidae. The transcript has 5 exons. Gene Ontology annotation, molecular function: histone binding; transcription corepressor activity. The record is from RefSeq and is a predicted model, not a curated record. Gene Ontology annotation, cellular component: nucleolus; Noc2p-Noc3p complex; Noc1p-Noc2p complex. Bases 104 to 2311 code for a protein of 735 amino acids.
UCAAACGAGAAGAAGAAAAAACAAACCAACCUUAAAGUUUAACACGCUCGCUUUUUUGGCAGUCUUUAAUAAUAUAUUAGCAAAAUAAAAUAUAUUUUUAAAAAUGUCUAAAGUAAAAAAACAAUUGGCUGUUAAAAGCAAAUCAACUGUCUUGAAGAAAAAACUUAAAAGUAAAACCACGCAACCAAAAAUUAAAAAAACUAAAAUUAAAGUAAAAGCAGACAGUGAUAGUGAAAUCGAGGAUUUACUAAAUAAUGAAGUUUUAUCAGAGUCCGAGGAAAAUACUUCUUUUCAGCAGAAUACAGAUUCCGAUAGUGAUAACGAAGUAGACGAAAAUUUAUUAACGCAACAACACAAAAGCGAUCUUGAGAAGCUUAAAAAAACUGAUCCGGAGUUUUAUAAAUUUUUGCAAGAUAACGAUAAAAAAUUAUUGCAAUUUUCACUAUCUGAUGAAGAAGUUGAUGAGUCAGAUGGGGGUGAAGAAAAUGUUGAAGAUGAACUUGAAACACUACAUAAGCCCAAUGAAAAUUUAGAAGUUGCUAGCGAUGAUAGUGAUUUUGAAGUGGAAGAUAAUGAAAAGAAAGAGGAGCAUGUUAUAACUUUAAAAAUUAUAAAAAAAUGGCAAACCGAUAUACUUGUUGAAAAAAGCAAUAAAACAAUAAUUGAAGUGAUACAAGCAUUUCAUGCUGCGUUAAAAAGAGUUUCAAGUGAUGACGAAGAAAGUGAACCAGCUAAAUAUAAAGUAGAAGCUUCAUCUGUUUUUAAUGCAAUAAUACAAAUCUGUGUAAUAGAGUUGGGUCCUUCCAUAAGAAGAUAUUUAGGAAUCCAGCAUGGUUCUAAACAGCCUCCUCAUAAAUGUAAAAAAUUUAAUAAAAUCAAAGGAUCUUUAAAGUUAUAUCUAACUAAUUUAUUAAAGUUGUUGCUUGGAGUGACGUCAUCAAAUAUUCAAACAGUACUUUUAAAACAUUUACAUUACAUGUGCCCAAUGUUAAGUUCUUAUACAAAUUUAACUAAAUCUAUUUUAAAUAAGUUAAUAAAAUUGUGGAGUUCUGCAGAAGAUUCUGUUCGUGUUCUAGCUUUCUUCUGCAUAUUAAGAAUUGUCACUAGUCAAAUGAAAAGCACUUUGGAUAUGUGUCUGAAAUCAAUGUAUAUGGCUUAUGUUAAAAAUUCAAAGUUUGUCAGCGUUAAUUCUUUAGCUCAGAUAAAUUUUAUGAAAAGAUCUUUGGUAGAAAUGUUUGCUCUAGAUCUUAAUGUGGCAUAUACACAUGUUUUUCUGUAUAUUCGUCAGUUAGCAAUUCAACUACGGAAUGCUAUAACAACAAACAAAAAAGAGAAUGUUCAGUCAGUAUACAACUGGCAGUAUAUUAAUUCUCUUCAUUUAUGGGGCAUCUUGUUAUCUUUAACCUACACUAAACAACAAAUGCAGCAACUGGUUUAUCCAUUUAUACAAGUAUGUCUUGGAACGUUAAAAUUGAUACCCACCACACAGUACUUCCCUUUAAGAUUUCACGUUACAAAAAUUUUAAUAAACUUUACAAAAGAUACCAAUGUAUUUGUACCAAUUUUACCAUUUUUACUUGAGGUUUUAACUUCCUACGAUUUUGAUAAAAAACACCAAAAAGUAUCAAUGAAGCCUUUAAAUUUUACAUGUCUGUUAAGAGUAUCUAAAUCACAAAUUCAAGAAAAUGGUUUCAAAGAUACUGUUAUAGAUACAGUCUAUUCCCAACUAUUGGAAUACUUGUCAAUUAUAUCACAUUCUAUCAGCUUUCCUGACCUUAGUUUAAUUUGCAUGUUGCAGAUAAAACAGUUUCUAAAAAAAUGCAAAACAGCUAAUUAUACUAGAAAAAUGAAACAAGUGCUAGAAAAGAUUGAACAGAACUCACAAUUUAUUGAAACAGAAAGGUCUAAACUCACAUUGCAAUUAACUAAUGCCAAACAAAUUGAAGGCUGGCAAUCCCAAAUAAAAACAAAAGGUACUCCGCUAAGUCUAUAUUAUGAAACAUGGAGUAAGAUGAGAAAUACUAAAAAGAAUAAAGAAAUAACAAAUAAUGAUGCCUUGGCUGAUUAUAAAUUGCCAACAUUAAAGAAAGCUAAAAAGAAUAAUACAACUCCAAAUGAAACUGAUGGGCCGGUGGAACUAUUUCCUAGUGAUUCAGAAGAAAGUGAAAAUCCACUUGAGAAAAAAUCAAAAAGAGGUAAAAGAGGCGGUAAAAAUACAAAGAAAAGGAAAAUUUACCAGGAUAACGAAGAUCUAUCUGAUACUAUGGAUGUAAAAGAUGUUGUUAAGGAUAUAUCUGUUGAUGAUUGGUAAAAUAAAAUAUUUUAAUUUUUUACAAUUUAUA